AAUUAAAUUAAAUAACUAAAAGUUAUUAGGGAAAAAAAAAAAAGGGGAAAUAAGAGAAUGUUAAACGGUUAAACCCCUAGGAAACCCAGAAUUUGUUGUGUCUGCCAUCGCCAUGGACAUGGAGGUGGAUCCUCCAGCGAAGCCAAGUGAUCUCCAAAUCAAGGACACAGACCUCUUCAAAGCCGCCGAGACCGGCGAUUCUGCUACCUUCCAAUCCCUCCCUCAAGACCAUCUCUCCAAGUCUCUCGCCCUCCGCAACGACGAUGGCCGCUCUCUCUUCCAUGUAGCAGUCUCCUCUGCUCGCCCCGAGGUGGUGAAAUUACUAUCGGAGGUUGCUGAUGAGUCGGUGGUCAACAGUGCUGAUGAAGAAGGGUGGGCUCCGAUUCAUUCUGCGGCAAGCAUUGGAAAUGCGGAAAUCAUGGAAAUUUUGCUGAGCAAAGGAGCUGAUAUUAAUCUGAAAAAUGAUGGUGGUCGCACGGCUCUUCACUAUGCUGCAAGCAAGGGAUGGUUGAAGAUUGCUGAGCUUCUGAUUUCACACAGUGCAAAGAUAAACGCAAAGGAUAAGGUGGGUUGCACUCCAUUGCAUCGGGCAGCUAGCACAGGGAACUCAGAAUUGUGUGAACUCUUAAUUGAGGAAGGAGCAGAGGUUGAUGCUGUGGAUAGAGCUGGUCAAACUCCUCUAAUGCAUGCAGUCAUUUGUCAGAACAAUGAGGUAGCCCUGCUUCUAAUAAGACAUGGAGCAGAUGUAGAUAUUGAGGACAAAGAAGGAUACACUGUGCUUGGUCGAGCUUCAAAUGAUUUUAGACCAAUACUCAUUGAUGCUGCCAAGGCAAUGCUUGAAGGAUGAAUUUCUUGUAUAGUGAAGUGCAAUUAGUUCUGGAACUCUUGGUAAGUGGCUAGAGUUUGCUCAUUACUCAGAAAAAUUCACCCAAAAUAUGUAAGAUCUGAGAAACUAGCGUCCAGCAUCAUUUUAAUUUCUGCUGGUUUUGUGAUAGUAUACUGUAGGACUGGACGAGGUUUUUCUGUCUAGGAGCAUGGUGCCCAGACUAUAUUGACUUGAUUAACUUAGCUGUCCCCUUCUAAUCUGCUGAAGUCUUGAACAACACUUUCCUAUUCUUUGCUGAUACCUAUAGAUUUUCUAAGUUUUUAACUUAAUUUUGUUAUGAAGAAAAAAGGGAUAUUCAGAAGGUAUGUUAUUUGCAAAACCUUUUUGAGAUCAAACUAGGGAUCUGUCUCUUGCUUGAAGUGCUAGAUGAAGCAAGAAUUAAAUGGACCAUGAAUGUCACAGCAUGUUCCUGUGAGAUAUUAUCAGAUAACGAAGGUUAACUAAUUAGGGACAUUAGGGUAGGUGUUGGCAAAAGUGCAACAGCUGAUAACUACAUGGCUACAUCACAUGUUCCAAAUGCUUCUUUUUUUUUCUUCUUCUUCUUCCUUGAACAGGGGUAAUUAGGAGGAAGGGAGUAAAGGGGACUCAAUCUUUGGGCUAACAACCAAUAGGAGCACUAUCCAGUUGACCAAGAACUCAAGUUGCUCACGUUCAUAUCUCAAAUGCUGGUUUGACCGCAUGAAUUUGAAAACGAAGUCAUUGCUAAGAUCUUGAGGUUGUAAGAAAGAAGACCGUCAUAACUUGUUUUGAUCAAUAAAAUUUCAUCAUUCAUUCCCAAGCACAAGAUGAGACUACUCUGGAAAGUCUCAGCUCAAUAACGAAGUUCUUUAACCAAUUUGAAUUAUAUGUUGUAUGAUUCAUCACAGCGAGGUUCACUCUUCACCUUAUUGAGCAAUGUUUAUUUGUUUCCAGGUUGUGAAAGGUUAU
Molecule: messenger RNA, 1813 nt
Organism: Rubroshorea leprosula
Lineage: Eukaryota; Viridiplantae; Streptophyta; Magnoliopsida; Malvales; Dipterocarpaceae
Source: the annotation of a GenBank genome assembly